Molecule: messenger RNA, 1326 nt
Organism: Lingula anatina
Lineage: Eukaryota; Metazoa; Brachiopoda; Lingulata; Lingulida; Lingulidae
Biological process (GO): protein phosphorylation; proteolysis; signal transduction
Cellular component (GO): plasma membrane
Molecular function (GO): protein kinase activity; cysteine-type endopeptidase activity; ATP binding
Source: RefSeq, a predicted model, not a curated record
UGGGGAAAGCAAGUUCCACUCAGGGACCAUUAGAUGUUUCACAAAUAAAUGAUGAAAACUCACAGAUGGUUGGCAAAGGCAUGGGAGAAUCACUGACAAAAGUCAAAGUCUCAGGAACUGAUCCAGAUGGUGAUUCAGCUGGCAACACGGCAUCCAUCACACUUGCUGAAUUAAGUGAAAGGUAUUUGGAUAAAGGCCACAAUCCUCGUGAUUCUGACAACUUUUGCCAUUAUGAAUGGUGGUCCUGUACAGAGAAUCAGAUUUCUCUCGGAAAUCGUGAUGAUAAACUAAGUGUUUUCACAAAGCACAUGGUGAAUGGACUGAGAAGUGGUCACAAAUGCGGUCUUCAGGACACCACUGACCAAUGCAUGUUGUGUAAAAGAUUGCAAAAAGAAGCACUAGCGAAGGGAUACAUUUCACCUGAAAUCCUGAAUAGCUAUGUGUUUGAACAUGUCAAGAAAGAAUUGGCUAAUUACAGAAUCCAACAACCAAUGAACACGCGUAGUGAGAAACGUCCUAUGAAGAUAGCAUAUUACAACAAGAGGCACUUGUGUCAGGAAGUAGUGGUUUUUACCCCCAAAGAAACACUGGUCAUAAAACUGACAGAUCAAGUAGAAGCAAAGCUGUCAGACAUUAAAGAUUAUAUAGCUGGAGAAGUGAAAGAAAAAGGGCUUUUUCCCUCAAGUGUAACAGGAGAUCAGCUCUGUUUGAUGGAAGAAGCACUUCAUAAAGAGAUUGAUGAUGAUAAGGAACUUCAGCAGUCUUUGGACCGGAACUUUCCCUUGCACUGUUGCCUGAGAACAGCACAAACCUACUUCAAACUUCUGUCAGGGCCCAUAGUGCUUCUGCCCAUUGACAGGGAAAAGCUGAUGGAAUUGUUGGAUCACCUAGUAAUAGAAACUACAGGAAAAGAAGGCUUACUUUUCAAGGCUGUGAAAGUAAUGAACAGACACUACACCAUUACGUUUUGUGCAGAAAAAUAUGAGGGAAAUCCAAUUAAGAUUCCGUCACAGUACCAGCAAGAUGAAGUCGUCAAAGAAUAUAUUGGCACCAUCAACUACGCCAUUAACAGUAUCCAUGACUUGGACCAGGACGAGAUGAGGGUAGUGAAAUCUGGGGUCACAUUUCAUGUUAAAAUAGUCAUGGACAAAUGUGGUAAUACACCUGAAGAAUUGGACUGGGCAGAGAUUGUAAUGGUCUACUGUAGCUACCUUUAGAGACACGUGCUAGUACUUGACUGAGUUUUUUGCAGGGAUUAAAAUAUACAAAAGUGUAUAUAGCAAAAAGAACAAACAUUUUUACCAAUCUUACAGAAAAACAUAGUAG